AUGGGUACGUUUCGAGUCCGACUCAAUUGUGUUGACCACUACCAAGCUGUUCCGAUUGACGAAUUCGAUCCGCCGGUGCCUCGUGGUUCAACAAGCGGAAAUGCAAAAGAUAGACCCCGAAUCUCGGUCAUUCGUGUGUUUGGCGCGACGGAGACUGGCCAGAAGGUGUUGAUGCAUGUUCACGGAGCCCUUCAAUAUACAUACAUCGAGUACAGUGGGAGCUUGAUUCCGGAGGAUGUCGACGUGGCUAUUCGCACUCUCCAACUUUCCAUCGAUCAUGCUCUAGCAAGAAGCUAUCGCAAGGACUUCUACGAUGGGAAACAUCCAUAUGUUGCCCACAUCUCCUUGGUCAAGGGUGUCCCAUUCUACGGCUUCCAUGUUGGAUACAGAUAUUAUCUCAAGAUCUAUUUGCUCAAUCCGUCGCACAUGACAAGGCUAGCGGACCUUUUGCGUGAAGGUGCUGUCAUGAAGAGGAUGUUGCAGCCUUAUGAAAGUCAUAUGCAAUAUCUGGCACAAUGGAUGUGCGACUACAACCUUUAUGGCUGUGGCUAUAUCGAUUGCGAGAAGGUCAAAUUUCGUGGGCCGGUCCCAAAAUACUUGGAAAUGACCAAUGCCAGGCAUCAAUGGCACGAUCACUCAAUUCCGUCCGAAUACAUAUCCGAUGGCGCUUCGCGCCCAAAGCAGAGCCAUUGUGCCCUCGAGGUGGACGUGCAUGUCAAAGAUAUUUUGAAUAGGAGGAAUGUUGAAGCCCGCCCGCUUCACCACGAUUUCAUUGAGCGCAUCCAUCCAAUCCCCGCCGAUGCAAAAUUGUUGCAGAGUAUGGCAGGCCUCUGGAGGGAUGAGACCCGACGAAGGAAGGUUAGAAUGGGCCUCGAGGAUUCCAACAGCAGCCCAUUUCCACCUGAAGUCCUGGUAUCGAUGUCAGCGGACCCGAGGAAUACUUCUGCUGGCGGCUGGAUCCACGAAGAAGAGUAUCGCGAGAAAGUGGCCCAAGUCGCGGCUGAAGAGCGUGAAAAAAGUGGCGAUCGUGAGGUCUCUUUUGACACGUUUGUGAAACCGGCAUCAUUGGAGGGGAGCGUACAGACCGCGUUGGAGAGCGUUGAAGAUUUGUAUCCACACAAGAUACAAGAGCAGCAAUUCUCAAACGGACGGGGCGGGCCCCCUAUAAACGAGAAUAGCCUAAACACCGAUGAGCGAGUUCUCAUUGACGAGUCAGAGGAAACACAUCCUUCGGACGAUGGAAGUGGUGAUCGCGCAGGAAGCAUGGACGGCAUUGGCAAUGAGAUGGCCACUGGUACGGAUGGGCUGGUAUCGACGCCUAUGAGCUCGUCAGAGUAUGAGAAAUAUGGUAUUCGCUUCGUAGGAGAUCCGGGAAAUCCAGACGAAGAUAUCUUUGAUGUCCCAGAGGAAUAUCUGAACCAUAGCCCUGUCGAGCCUAAUGAUUCCCAAAAACGAAGACUUGCGACCGCACCGGCCUUCCCGACAAGCAAGAGACGCCGACAGCUGGUCAAUGAUGGUCCAGACAAAGAUAUCUUCGAUGCUGCAGAAGAAUAUCCCAGUCGUAGCACCGGCCAGCCCACUGAUGUCAGAAGACAAUGUUUUGCGCCAGCUUUCCAGCAUAAAAAGAGGUCCAGGCUGCUCGUCAACGAGGAAAAUCUUCUACCCGACCUUAGUUUGUCUGGAUCUGACGAUGACCCGGAUUUCCCACCUGACUUCCAUGACAUCGAACCAUUAGCAGGCCCGACGACGAAGAAGGAUCGAAAUAUUGAAUUGUCUCAAAGCAACCACCAUGAAGGUUUCCCGUCAGAUGGUCAACAGUCCGAGUACGAGGACGCGUCAGAAGGUCGGAAUCCAUCCAAUCUGUCUCGGCAGUCAACAUUGUCAUUUCCUACGGUCAAAAAUCCCAAUGAUCCGACCACGAUUACUAGGUUGAGCCAAAAAAGCGGUGCAUCUCAGAAUUCAUCGCAGACAACCGCUGCCAGAUCCGCAAUCUCUCCUGCAGCGCUCAAAACUCCAGCAAAGAGCAUGUCGACGGGUUCACAGCAGACGCUGACGGCCCCAACCACGAGUGGCAGCAGUAAGUCGUCGAAGUCUUCGCGGCUCGUCAUCAACGGGCUGUCGGCCUCACAAGGAGACCGUCAUUUGCAGGUAUAUCAGGUCCGUGCGCCGAGCUUCAAAGAGAUUGGAACGACUUUGUGGCAGCACGGUCUUCCGGAUGUCAUUUAUCAAGAAGCAUUUUACAGCAACGAGGAAGAUGUGCCUGAGCAGGCAAGAGAGUAUGCAGGUCGUCAGUUCAGGCUUGAAAGUGUAACGGUUCCAUAUCUCCCCGAGUUUGACCCUGCCGGUACCUCUCCAGCAGUCUUUGGACGGAGGCCAGCCUUGCUCCUUGAUUUCGCCGCGGAGCGAGUUCGAGAUAAUCAGAGACGAAAACGAUGUAAGAUUUCCGAAUGGGUCAUUGCUGAACCGCCACCUCGCCGGAUCGAUGUUCUCGCUUGGUUAGAAGACGAGCGCAGAGCCCAGGACGAAGAGACUGUUUCCACCGGCCCGGUCGGAUUGCGGAAAGAGGAUCUGUCUCAGAUUGAUGGACCGACACAGAAGAAUCGACAUGGUUUCAAAUAUUCGCAGAAGGCGAUCAGUACGAGCGUCCAACACGAGACGCAAUAUAUGAGUAUGAUGAGCCUCGAGGUACAUGUCAAUACCCGAGGAUCGCUUGCCCCAAACCCUCACGAAGAUCCCAUUGCUUGUGUCUUUUGGUGCCUGCAAACUGAUGAUGAAGAGCUGGAAACGAACGGAAGCAAGGAUGGUCUCCGGGUGGGAAUCAUUGCUGUUGCCGACGAGCCUCAUAUCGCCAAAAGGAUAGGUCGCAACGUCCCUUUUGACGUUGAAGAAGAAUCGACUGAACUUGAUCUCCUCACGCGGCUCGUCGAUAUUGUCCGGCUAUACGAUCCAGACAUCUUAACAGGGUAUGAAGUUCACAACAGCUCGUGGGGAUAUUUGAUCGAACGGGCGCGCGUUACAUAUGAUCUCAAUUAUUGUGAUGAACUGUCGAGAAUGAAGUCGCAGUCCCAUGGUCGAUUUGGGAAACAAGAUGACAAAUGGGGAUUUAAUCAUACGUCGACGAUCCGAGUCACCGGUCGACAUACCAUCAACAUCUGGAGAGCCAUGCGAGGUGAAUUAAAUCUGCUUCAAUACACCAUGGAAAAUGUGGUCUAUCAUCUGCUUCAUCGGAGAAUACCACACUACAGUUUUCCUGAUCUGACCAAAUGGUACAAGAGCAAGAAUCCUCGAGAUAUGGGAAAAGUCAUGGAAUACUUCACUUCUCGAGUUCAAAUUGACAUCCAGAUCCUUGAAGCGAACGAACUGGUGCCCAGGACAAGUGAACAAGCCCGUUUGUUGGGGGUUGACUGGUAUUCCGUUAUUUCGCGAGGCUCUCAAUUCAAGGUCGAGUCCCUGAUGUUCCGGAUCGCAAAACCAGAGAACUUCAUAUUGGUGUCGCCCAGUCGAAGACAGGUUGGUGGACAGAAUGCAUUAGAAUGCCUGCCACUCGUGAUGGAGCCUCAGAGCGACUUCUACACCAGUCCAUUGUUGGUGCUGGAUUUUCAGUCGCUCUAUCCGAGCGUGAUGAUUGCUUACAACUAUUGUUAUUCGACCUUCCUGGGUCGCGUGGUGAGCUGGCGUGGCACCAACAAAAUGGGCUUUACCGAUUAUCGGCGCGAGCCGAGGCUCAUCGAACUUUUGAAGGACGACAUCAACAUCGCGCCAAACGGAAUCAUGUACGCAAAGACCGAGAUCCGCAAGUCUUUACUCGCCAAAAUGCUGAGCGAGAUCCUGGAAACCCGAGUGAUGGUCAAAAGUGGUAUGAAGAUGGACAAAGAUGACAAAACCCUGCAAAGGCUGUUGAAUAACAGACAACUGGCUCUCAAGCUGAUCGCAAAUGUCACUUAUGGCUAUACCUCGGCGUCGUUCUCGGGACGGAUGCCUUGUUCCGAGAUCGCGGAUAGUAUUGUUCAAACGGGGCGAGAGACCUUGGAAAAGGCCAUUGCACUGAUUCACUCGGUUGAGCGCUGGGGCGCCGAAGUGGUUUACGGCGACACCGACAGUCUCUUCGUCUAUUUGAAAGGUCGAACGCGCGAACAAGCGUUCGACAUUGGGGAGGACAUUGCAGAGACCAUCACCAAGAUGAAUCCCCGGCCGAUCAAACUCAAGUUUGAAAAGGUCUACCACCCGUGUGUCUUGCUUGCCAAGAAACGAUAUGUGGGCUUCAAGUACGAGAGCAGAAAUCAAACCGAGCCCGACUUUGAUGCCAAAGGCAUCGAGACCAUUCGUCGAGAUGGCACUCCUGCCGUGCAGAAGAUUGAAGAAACCGCAUUGAAGGUGCUCUUUCGUACCUCGGACCUAAGUCAGGUCAAGAGUUUCUUUCAGGCGCAAUGUGCCAAGAUCAUGCGUGGAAAGGUGUCGAUUCAAGAUUUCUGUUUUGCAAGAGAAGUCAGGCUUGGGACCUACCGCGAAAAGGGGCCCCUGCCUCCAGGGGCACUCAUUAGCACGCGACGAAUGUUGGAAGACCCUAGGCUGGAACCCCAGUACGGAGAACGAGUUCCCUAUGUGGUCGUAACAGGCGCACCGGGCGCGAGACUGAUUGAUCGAUGUGUGGCGCCCGAUGUGCUCCUCCAUGAUGCUCAUUCAGAGUUGGAUGCGGAAUAUUACAUCUCGAAGAACAUCAUCCCGCCGCUCGAGCGAAUCUUCAAUUUGGUCGGAGCCAACGUCCGUCAAUGGUAUGAUGAAAUGCCAAAAUACCAGCGGAUCAGACGGGUUGAAGCCGGGCUCGGCACCGAAGGGAAAGAGCCGGCACUCUCGAAGAAGACCUUGGAGUCGUACAUGAAAUCCUCGACGUGCUUGGUGUGCCGAGAAUGCCUUGAUGGCGAGUCACCAUUGUGCCAAAGCUGUUUCCACCAAUCUGCACGAAGCAUGCUUGAACUGCGGUCGCGGCUCUUGAAAGCCGAGCGUAAAGUGGCACAAUUGGCCAAGGUCUGCCGUUCGUGCUCUGGAUUGGGCUGGAAUGAGGAAAUCCGAUGUGACAGCAAAGACUGUCCGGUAUUCUAUUCUCGAACUCGGCAUACCGCUGCCCUUGCGAAUGAAAAAGCGCAGAUAUUGCCCGUAUUAGAGAGCUUGGAGAGAUAUGAUGAGGGAGCAAUGGAUUGGUAG
Molecule: messenger RNA, 5202 nt
Organism: Rhinocladiella mackenziei CBS 650.93
Lineage: Eukaryota; Fungi; Ascomycota; Eurotiomycetes; Chaetothyriales; Herpotrichiellaceae
Exons: 1
Coding region: 1-5202 (1733 amino acids)
Biological process (GO): double-strand break repair via homologous recombination; error-prone translesion synthesis
Cellular component (GO): zeta DNA polymerase complex; nucleus
Molecular function (GO): DNA-directed DNA polymerase activity; DNA binding; nucleotide binding
Source: RefSeq, a predicted model, not a curated record